CGGGAAAUCCUUGGAGCCUUCGGCUGAGCUGGAGGACCCCAAGCCCAGCAGAAAGCAGCCCCGCGUGUGCCGCCGCUCGGUGAUGGCCAGAGCAAAGGCAGACCCCAAGUAUGGAGAGAUCUUCCGCUUCGACACUCCGGUGCUGAUGUGGGACCAGCACUUCACCCCGGAAACCUGGGACAGACUGAAGACACGACACGUCCCCUACGGCUGGCAAGGCUUGUCCCAUGCAGUCAAAGGCUUCGAAGAGGAUGUUGGGACCAAGAUCUCCUUCUACGGCUUCACGGUGAACACCAUGAAGAACUCCCUCAUCGCCUACGAGGAGUACGGCUUCACCCAGAUACCCCAGGGCAAGGAGCUGAGGUACAUCUUCAUCCCCUCAGACGUCCGUGACUACGUCAUGCUGAAGUCGGCCAUCCAGGGCAGCCCCGUCCCCGAGGGCUCGGACAAGGGAGACAAGCCACAGAAGUAUUUUGGACCGGAGGCAUCUGCAGAGAAGUUCAAGCUGCUGCAUCCUGAUUUCUUGCAGUACCUGACAGCCAGGUUCCUGCGGUCGGAGCUGCUGGACACGCAGUACAGCUCGCUCUACAUGCCCAGCACCGGUGCUCUCAUGCUCCUCACCGCCCUCCACACCUGCGACCAGAUGAUGCUGGAGGCAGCGCUGUGGAGGAGCCUGCACCGAGCAGGGAUCAUGACCCUCUACCAGCGGUGA
Messenger RNA from Apaloderma vittatum (bar-tailed trogon), 712 nucleotides. It is a transcript of the gene ST6GALNAC2, whose product is annotated as ST6 (alpha-N-acetyl-neuraminyl-2,3-beta-galactosyl-1,3)-N-acetylgalactosaminide alpha-2,6-sialyltransferase 2. Lineage: Eukaryota; Metazoa; Chordata; Aves; Trogoniformes; Trogonidae. Gene Ontology annotation, molecular function: sialyltransferase activity. The annotation marks the transcript as partial. The record is from RefSeq and is a predicted model, not a curated record. The transcript has 7 exons.